Molecule: messenger RNA, 620 nt
Organism: Neltuma alba
Lineage: Eukaryota; Viridiplantae; Streptophyta; Magnoliopsida; Fabales; Fabaceae
Exons: 2
Coding region: 16-606 (196 amino acids)
Source: RefSeq, a predicted model, not a curated record
ACUCAAGAACCUUCAAUGGAUCCUACCCAGAUCAAGAAGAUUCAAGCCAUGAGGAGAUACAAGAGGCAUCAGUUUCUGGAUAAUUUGUACUUCUAUUCCUUGAUUACUGUGACUUGCAUUCUGUUCUGUUGUAUCCCUCUGUCCCUGCCUUACUUUGCCUCUGUGUUGAGAGAGUUUUUCAUAGUAUGCGUCCCAAGUUUUGUUUCAGCCAUGUUGGACUCAAAGUUCUUAUUCAUACUAGGCAACCUCAUCAUUGUUGUCCUUAUAAUAAAUUCUAGAGUCUUCUCUUCAAAAUCCUCUUCUUCAACUUCUGAUGUUUACUAUGACGAGUUCAUCAAGAGUAGAGUCGAGAGACAAACCCAAAGGCCUCAAGCUCCAACUUCCCAGUACAUGAAAGUCAGAGGAAUGGAGGAACAAGUUUCAGAAUGUGCAGAUGUGAGAGGGGAAGAAGUAGAAGAAGAGAAUGCGGAUGAAGAAGAAGGUGAACUGGGUUUGGCUUCUGAUUCUGAUGAAUUGAGCAAAAGGGCUGAUGAUUUCAUUGCCAGAGUGAACGAGCAGAGGAAGCUUGAGCUUAACCUUUUACAAUGCAGCAGUUACUUAGAGUAGCUCUUCCCGGGGGG